Molecule: messenger RNA, 4408 nt
Organism: Rana temporaria (common frog)
Lineage: Eukaryota; Metazoa; Chordata; Amphibia; Anura; Ranidae
Gene: ANKFY1
Product: ankyrin repeat and FYVE domain containing 1
Exons: 25
Coding region: 101-3607 (1168 amino acids)
Cellular component (GO): cytoplasm
Molecular function (GO): metal ion binding; protein binding
Source: RefSeq, a predicted model, not a curated record
GGCAGUGAAGGGGUGAAUGGAGGCGCACUCUUUCACUUCCCCUCGGACGCUCCUCUCUCCGCCUGACUCGUUCUCGCGAUAACAGCCGGGCGGAUCCAUCAUGGCGGAAGAGGAAGUGGGUAAACUGCAGAAGCACUUGACGCUUCUGCGCCAGGAAUACGUGAAGAUGCAGCAGAAACUGGCAGAGACGGAAAAGAAAUGCACCCUUCUGGCUGCCCAUUCCAACAAGGAGGUCUCCAAUGAUUCCUUCAUCAGUCGGCUCCUGGCAAUCGUUGCUCAGCUCUUCCAGCAGGAACAGUACAGUGACCUAAAGAUAAGAGUCAGAGAACAGCACAUCCACGCUCACAAAUUUGUGCUGGCUGCUAGGAGUGAGGAUUGGAGUCUGGCCAGUUUGGCCACAACUAAGGAGCUGGAUCUGUCAGAUUCUAAUCCUGAGGUAACCAUGGCUAUGCUCCGCUGGAUCUAUACGGAUGAGCUGGACCUACGGGAGGACGAUAUCUUCUUAACAGAGUUGAUGAAGCUUGCAAAUCGGUUUCACUUGCAGCUCCUUCGAGAGAGGUGUGAAAAGGGUGUGAUGUCAUUGGUGAAUGUGAGGAAUUGUAUCCGUUUCUAUCAGACAGCAGAAGAACUCAAUGCAGCCACUCUUUUAAACUAUUGUGCUGAGAUCAUUGCAAGUCACUGGGAUGACCUAAAAAAAGAGGAUUUCAGCUCAAUGAGUGCUCAGCUGUUGUACAAAAUGAUUAAAUCAAAGACACAAUUCCCUUUACACAAAGCAAUUAAGCUGGAAAGAGAAGACGUGGUUUUUCUGUAUCUGAUAGAGAUGGAUUCCGAGUUGCCUGGAAAGCUAAACGAGCUGGACCAAAAUGGAGAUCUUGCUCUGGAUCUUGCACUUUCUCGAAAGCUGGAGAGCAUCGCCACUACUUUGGUUACUAACAGAGCAGAUGUUGACAUGGUAGAUAAGAAAGGAUGGAGUCUUUUGCACAAAGCCAUCCAAAGGGACGAUAAAUUUGCUGCCACUUUCCUCAUCAAGAAUGGCGCUCUUGUAAAUGCUGCUACUAUUGGUGAACAAGAGACUCCUCUACAUCUGGUAGCUGCCUGCACAGUGAAGGAUCACAGUCUGGAAGUAAUGUCUGAUGUUGCACAAAUAGCCGAGGCACUUUUACAUGCAGGAGCUAAUCCAAACAUGCAAGAUGGUAAAGGAAGGACUCCGCUUCACACUGCUAUUCUUUCUAGAAAUGAGUAUGUCUUUAACCAGCUGCUUCAGUGCAAACAAUUAGAUUUAGAACUAAAGGACCACGAGGGAAGCACAGCGCUGUGGCUGGCAGUUCAGUAUAUCACCGUGUCCUCGGACCAGUCCGUGAACCCAUUUGACGAUGUCCCUGUUGUGAAUGGAACGUCGUUCGAUGAGAAUAGCUUUGCGGCAAGGCUUAUCAACCGAGGCAGCAACACUGAUGCACCUGACACUGUAACAGGCAACUGCUUGCUACAGAGAGCUGCUGGAGCAGGGAAUGAAGCUGCUGCUUUGUUCCUGGCAACCCAUGGGGCAAAGGUCAACCAUAAAAACAAGUGGGGCGAAACACCGCUACACACAGCCUGUCGGCAUGGGCUUCCCAAUCUCACAGCAGAGCUAUUACAGCAGGGAGCCAAUCCAAAUAUUCAGACACAAGAAGCAGUUGCUUCUUCUAAGGGUUCUCCAGCAACCAGCCCAUCAUCCAGCACCUAUUUACAAACACCAUUGCACAUGGCAAUAGCCUACAACCAUCCUGAUGUUGUAACAGUCAUAUUAGAACAAAAAGCCAAUGCCCUACAUGCAACAAAUAACCUUCAAAUCAUUCCGGACUUCAGCUUGAAGGAUUCUAGAGAACAAACUGUACUGGCACUGGCUUUAUGGACAGGUAUGCACACCAUUGCUGCACAACUUCUGGGGUCAGGAGCAUCCAUUAAUGACACCAUGUCUGAUGGACAGACUCUGCUACAUAUGGCAAUACGAAGGCAGGAUAGCAAAAGUGCCCUCUUCCUUCUGGAACAUCAGGCUGAUAUAAACAUUAGGACCCAGGAUGGAGAAACUGCUCUUCAGCUUGCCAUUAAAAAUCAGCUUCCCUUAGUGGUUGAUGCUAUAUGCACAAGAGGCGCAGAUAUGUCUGUUACUGAUGAACAGGGAAACCCUCCCCUCUGGCUGGCCUUAGACAAUGACUUAGAAGAUAUUGCAUCAACACUGGUAAGACAUGGAUGUGAUGCAACUUUUUGGGGGCCUGGUCCAAGUGGAUGCCUACAGACCCUUCUUCACAGAGCCAUUGAUGAAAACCAAGAAAAGGUGGCCUGUUUCCUUAUUCGCAGUGGUUGUGAUGUAAAUAGCUGCAGAAAACCAGGACCAAAUGGUGAAGGGGAAGAAGAGGCCAGAGAUGGACAAACGCCUUUACAUUUAGCUGCUUGUUGGGGUUUGGAGGAAGUAGUUCAGUGCCUUCUGGAAUUUGGUGCCAAUGUAAAUACCCAGGAUGCAGAGGGGAGAACUCCAAUCCACAUUGCCAUUAGCAAUCAGCACAGUGUAAUUAUCCAGCUAAUGAUUUUACACCCAGAUAUAAGACUGAAUGUGCGAGACAGGCAAGGUAUGACCCCUUUUGCCUGUGCUAUGACAUUCAAAAACAAUAAAGCUGCAGAAGCAAUCCUGAAACGGGAGCCAGGAGCAGCUGAGCAGGUGGAUAAUAAAGGAAGGAACUUCAUGCAUGUGGCAGUGCAGAAUUCUGACAUCGAGAGUGUACUCUUUCUGAUCAGUGUACUUGCCAAUGUCAAUUCAAGAGUGCAGGAUGCCUCCAAGUUAACCCCCCUCCAUCUAGCUGUGCAGGCUGGAUCAGAAAUUAUUGUCCGCAACUUGCUCCUUGCAGGUGCCAAGGUGAAUGAAUUGACCAAGCAUCGUCAGACUGCACUUCACCUCGCAGCACAGCAGGAUCUGCCCACCAUCUGUUCUGUACUCUUGGAGAAUGGCGUUGAUUUUGCAGCCACAGAUGAAAAUGGCAAUAAUGCUCUUCAUCUUGCAGUAAUGCAUGGUCGGUUGAACAAUAUCCGUUGCCUUUUAACGGAGUGUAAUAUUGAUGCAGAAGCACUUAAUGUAAGGGGCCAAUCUCCAAUGCACAUUUUGGGCCAAUAUGGGAAGGAAAACGCAGCAGCCAUAUUUGAACUCUUCCUAGAAUGUAUGCCAGAAUACCCCCUGGACAAGCCAGACACAGAGGGAAACACAGUGAUUCUCUUGGCCUAUAUGAAGGGAAAUGCAAAUCUGUGCCGAGCCAUUGUGAAAGCUGGUGCUAGGCUGGGAGUGAACAAUAACCAAGGCAUCAACAUAUUCAACUAUCAAGUUGCCACUAAACAGCUUCUUUUUAGACUUUUAGAUAUGUUAUCUCAGGAGCCCCCAUGGUGUGAUGGCUCUAAUUGCUAUGAGUGUAUAGCCAAGUUUGGAGUCACCACAAGAAAACAUCAUUGUCGACAUUGUGGACGGCUUCUAUGUCACAAGUGCUCAAUGAAAGAAAUUCCUAUUAUCAAGUUUGACUUAAAUAAACCAGUUCGGGUUUGCAACAUAUGCUUCGAUGUGUUGACUCUAGGUGGAGUUUCUUAGUACAUUUGGUUGCAAACAAAUUGCUUUGUGAAGGAAGGCCGCUUUCUCCAAAGACUGUUGAGAGCUGAGCUGCAGAUGUUUGCACUUCAUCAAGGACCAUAUCAUGAUAUAUUCCAGUAAAAAACAAUUUGAUUGUACCUGUAUAGGCUUUAUUAGAUACUAACUGGACGCCGUCUUUUUAAGUCCGUGCUUAAUGUGUACUAGUUUGGAAAAAGGCAACCUUGGUAAAGUCUUGACAGAAGACCGAUGGGAUCGACGGUCGAGUCACUCGCCAGCCCAAUAGGGUUUCCCAGACUCCUCCCCCUUCCAUUGACAUUGUCUUCAGAUCAUGUCCAUCACUUGUAAAGUUCUGUACUGUACCCCUGACUUCAGGUGGAGAAUCUGUAAGGAGCAUUUUGUAUUACAGGGUUCAGAAAGCCAAUUAAAUUGUGGCCUUACAAUAUAAGCUUUAUAACCAACACUAUAUUGAAAAUCUUUGUAGCACUUUCCUCAUUCAGUAUACCCAUCUCAUCCAGAGCACGCCAUUCAUAUAAUUAAUUGGGUUUCAGUUUACUUGCUUCCAGCAAAUAGGUCAGUAUAGUUCUGCAUUAUUAUUCUAAUUUUACUUAGCAUCUGUUAUUCCCAACCACGCACACAUAUUUUUCUCAUCUGAUCAGAAUACAAAGUGCUUUGUGUCAUAGAACCUAACACUUGUGAAAUUGUUUAAACACUAACAUCUAAGGAAAAAAAAUAUGUUGCGCCUAAUCAUUUGAUAUACAAAAAAAUAAAUAUCCAAGCUGCGUGGAUGCAUUGUAUGUUUUA